Molecule: messenger RNA, 1326 nt
Organism: Pediculus humanus corporis (human body louse)
Lineage: Eukaryota; Metazoa; Arthropoda; Insecta; Psocodea; Pediculidae
Exons: 3
Coding region: 1-1326 (441 amino acids)
Biological process (GO): proteolysis
Molecular function (GO): serine-type carboxypeptidase activity
Source: RefSeq, a predicted model, not a curated record
AUGUUAUGGUUAUUCGUGACGUUUUUUUUAGGAAAAAGUUCUGGAUUUUUACUACCUUAUCCCGUCGAUAAUGAAAUUGUCUGGAUAAAAAAUGUGACUCCCAAAAUAAUAAUAACACCGUAUGUGGAAGCUGGAAACAUAAAAGAAGCUUUGGAUUUAACAUUGGUCGAACCAUUAAAAGGAAACAUCGUGAGUUAUGCCGGAUACGUAACAGUGGAUAAAAAUUGCGAUUCGAAUUUAUUUUUUUGGUUUUUCCCCGGGAAAAAUUUAGAAAAAUCCCCUGUAUCCGUUUGGUUACAGGGAGGACCGGGAGCAUCGUCACUUUACGGUCUCCUUACCGAAAACGGUCCCUACGAAUUAACACCAUCGGGUAAAAUAAAAAUUCGAAAAUAUCCCUGGACGGAAAUAAGUUCGUAUAUGUACAUAGAUAAUCCGGUCGGAACCGGUUUCAGUUAUGCUAAAAACGAAAGUUGUUAUUCGAAAAAUCAAAAUGAAGUUGGUAGAAAUCUUUUGGUGGGUAUAAAACAAAUAUUGAAAUUAUUUCCGACUCUUUCCUCGAAUCCUUUUUACGUUACCGGAGAAUCUUAUGCUGGAAAAUACGUUCCAGCACUCGCGUAUGCCAUACACAAAGAUAAUUCCGCCAAUGAUAAAAUUAAUCUCAAAGGUUUGGCAAUCGGAAACGGUUUGGUCGAUCCUUACAAUCAACUUAUUUAUUCUGAUUAUUUAUAUCAAUUGGGCAUCAUAGAUGAUUAUGGAAAGGAUUACAUGAAAAAGGAAGAAGAUUCCUGUCGGGAUUACAUAUCUAAAAAUAAUUGGAUACAAGCUUUUCAUUGCUUCGAUCAACUAUUAAACGGAGACAUGACAAACGGUUCGACAUUUUUUAAUAACGUUACAGGUUUCUCUUAUUAUUUCAAUUAUUUAUAUUCCAACGGUCGUCAAGAAGGAGACAUAAAUAAUUUUUUAAACAAACCAUACGUGAUUGAAAAACAUUUAAUGGAAGACGUUAUGAAAUCCGUUAGACCGUGGCUAGAAGAAUUACUCGAACAUUAUAAAGUUUUAAUAUAUAAUGGACAAUUGGAUAUAAUCGUUGCUUAUCCUCUCACAAAAGGAUAUUUAAAUAAACUUAAUUGGUCCGCAGCUGGAGAAUAUAAAAAAGCACAACGUCACAUUUGGCGUGUCGAUAAUGACGUGGCAGGAUACGUUAAAUCCGCGGGAAAUUUAAAAGAAGUUUUAGUACGUAAUGCCGGUCACAUGGUGCCAGCAGAUCAACCUAAAUGGGCAUUUGAUUUAAUAUCGAGAUUUUUUAACGACAAACCAUUUUAUUAA